This is a messenger RNA of Parnassius mnemosyne (clouded apollo), 909 nucleotides long. NCBI's taxonomy places the organism in Eukaryota, Metazoa, Arthropoda, Insecta, Lepidoptera, Papilionidae. The record is from the annotation of a GenBank genome assembly.
AUGGCUUCGCCCUCAGCCACAGACUCUCCAGAAGAGGACAGCACCGAUGUCCCCGAGGUGACGCAAGCAGAGACGAGAGUGGCCGUGUCGCGACUCCGGGCUAAGAACACAGCGCCCGGACCCGACGGAGUUCCUGGUCGAGCUCUCGUCCUGGCUCUGAAGGAGCUAGAGCCCCAGCUGAGAGGGCUCUUCACGGCAUGUCUCGAGCAGGGUCAGUUUCCCAGUGUGUGGAAGGAGGGGAGGCUGGUCCUGCUCAGGAAGGAGGGGCGCCCCGCGGACUCACCGUCCGCGUACCGGCCCAUAGUGCUGCUCGACGAGGCGGGCAAACUUCUUGAGCGUAUCAUCGCAGAUCGCCUCGUCGGCCACUUGUGCAGAGAGGGGCCGGACCUAGACGAGAACCAGUUUGGUUUUCGUCGCGGGCGCUCCACCAUAGACGCUAUUACGCGCGUGAGGGCCCUGGUGGAGGAGACAGUAUCCCGGGGUGGGGUGGUGCUGGCGGUGUCUUUAGACAUCUCCAACGCCUUCAACACCCUACCCUGGAGUUGUAUUCGGGAGGCACUGAAUUACCAUCGCGUGCCUCCCUACCUCCGCCGCAUAAUAGGGGCUUACCUUGAGGAGAGAUGCGUUACCUAUUGGGGACGUGACGGCGCUGGUCGGCGCGUCAUGUCGUGCGGUGUUCCGCAGGGAUCGGUCUUGGGACCGCUCCUGUGGAACAUCGGCUACGACUGGGUGCUGAGAGGUGAACUCCCGUCGGGCGCCGACUUGACGUGUUAUGCGGAUGACACGCUCGUCACUGCCCGGGGGAGUUCGCACAGGGAAGCAGCGUUGGUUGCCACGGCUGCGGUGUCACAAGUGGUGAACCGCAUCCGGCGCCUGGGCCUGGAGGUGGCCCUAAGAUAUUACUUAUAG